CGGUUAGCACAAUGCGAUCGCGUCGUGUUCGUGGACAACGGAAGAAUAGUAGCACAUGGAGAACACGAAGAGCUACUUGCAACUUGUACUCAGUAUAAAGAGUAUUGUGAAAGUGCAUCUGUUCAUGGACGAGAAGUGACGAUGAGGCAGAGCUUCUUGGAUAACUCAAAUCUAGAAGGACGUGUGGCUUCUCCAUCGGAGGAUGAUUACGAUAAAGUCGAAGACAUCGACAUUCGCGACGCCAGUGCCAAACUUAUCUCGGAAGAUGAAAAUAAAGGCAGAGUUGUCGACGAUGAAGAAGAUCUUGGCUUAGCCGCUAUGUCGUUUACUGUUUACAAAAGUUACAUUCGAGCUGCUGGCAGUUGGCUGGUGUGGGUGUUGUUACUUGCUGCUUUUGUUCUUAACAUAUCCGCUUCAAUCUUCUCCACUUUUUGGUUGUCACGUUGGCUAAAAACAGGUCACCACGAAGAGCUAGUCGAGACUAAUGGUAGCGUGCGGUUGCAUUCGGAAGGAAGUCUUGCUGAUAGUCCUGACACACCAUAUUUCUCAACAGUUUAUGGUGUUUCGCUUGUUGUCCUUUUUCUCUCGGGACUUUUGAAGGCAAUGAUUUUUGUAAAGGUCUCUCUCAACGCUGCGAGUCGGCUUCACAAUGGUAUGUUCUCUUCGGUGAUCCGAGGAACUGUUGGAUUUUUCGACUCGACGCCAACUGGACGAAUCCUCAAUCGCUUUUCAAAAGAUAUGGAUGAAAGUGAGCCUUUAACUUAUACAGUUUUGGAAAAAAAUCUUUUAGAUGACCGCCAUAGUGAUAUC
Messenger RNA from Ostertagia ostertagi, 810 nucleotides. Lineage: Eukaryota; Metazoa; Nematoda; Chromadorea; Rhabditida; Trichostrongylidae. The record is from the annotation of a GenBank genome assembly.